AUGCAGCUGGAAUCCGCAGUCGGUCUGCUCGCAGGGACAUCAUGGACCACCCUCCUCUGCUACGGCGUGAACACGCUUGCUGUACUAUGGCUCCUUUCGGUGCUUUGGCAGCUUUGUAGCGACCCCCUGGCCGGCAUCCCUGGUCCCGUCUACUGUCGGUUCUCGCGCCUCCCGUACAUCUACUGGGUCUGCUCUGGCCAGCUCCCGUUCCGGGUCAAGCAGCUCCACGACCAGUAUGGCGAGGUGUUCCGGAUCGCGCCCGACGAGGUCCAGUUCAUCCAUCCGGACGCGUGGAAGGACAUCUUUGGCUUCAAGUCGCAGGGCGGAAACGAGUUCCCCAAGGACCUGCGCUUCUACCCGAUGCCGCCGGACGGGGUGCGCGACAUACUGACGGCGGACCACGCCAGCCACGGGCGCCAGCGCAGGAUGCUCUCGCACGCCUUCUCCGAGAAGACGCUGCGCGAGCAGGAGGCCAUCAUCACCUCGUACAUCGACUACAUGGUGCAGAAGCUGCGGGGCAUGGCGGCCGAGCAGGCAGGUGACGGGCACGCGCUUGCCGACAUGGUCAAGUGGUACAACUACUGCGCCUUCGACAUCAUCGGCGACCUGACGUUCGGCAAGCCCUUCUUCUGCCUGGCCGAGAGCAAGUACCACCCGUGGGUCUCGACCAUCUUCUCGAGCACAAAGGCCGGCAUCUUUGCCAACAACGCCGACUACCUGCCGGCCGUCAAGUGGCUCGUCAUCGCGGCCGUGGUGGCCCUCAAGCCGGCGCUCGUGCGCGACCGCUGGGACCGCCUCAAGUACAGCGUUGCCCGCGUUACGGAACGUCUCGAGGCCGGCACCGGCCGCCCGGACUUCAUGUCCCGCAUCAUGGGGGAGGGCGGCAAGGCGGGCGGCGGCGGCGGCGGCGGCGGCGGCCCGGACCUCUCGAGGAAGGAGCUGGACGCCAACGCGGAUCUGUUUGUCUUCGCGGGCAGCGAGACCACGUCGACCCUGCUCUCGGGCUGCACCUUCUUGGUGCUGAGCCACCCCGAGGUGCACAGGCGGCUGGUGGCCGAGAUACGUGGCCGCUUCGGCAGGCCCGAGGACAUCAGCUUCACCACGGCGCAGCAGCUGCCGUACCUCACCGCCGUCAUACAGGAGACCUUUAGGCUGUACCCGCCCAUCCCCGUGGGCCCGCCGCGCAAGGUGCCCGAGGGCGGCGGCCGGGUCUGCGGCCAUUUUUUGCCCAAGGGGACGGCCGUUGCGGUGACCCAGUACGCCGCUGGCCACUCGGCCGCAAACUUUGCGAACCCCGAGUCCUUCGUGCCGGAACGCUGGCUGCCCGACGCGGACCCACGCUUCCAAGGCGACCGUCGACGCGCCGUGCAGCCCUUUUCCAUCGGGCCGCGGAACUGCAUCGGCCAAAACCUUGCCUGGGCCGAGAUCAGGACGGCCUUGAUCAAGAUGCUGUGGAACUUUGACGCCGAGCUGGCGCCCGAGAGCGCGGGCUGGAUCAAGCAGCCCGUCUUUGGCCUGUGGGAAAAGCCGCCGCUGAUGGUUAAUCUCACGCCCCGUGAGAUUUAG
Molecule: messenger RNA, 1566 nt
Organism: Gaeumannomyces tritici R3-111a-1
Lineage: Eukaryota; Fungi; Ascomycota; Sordariomycetes; Magnaporthales; Magnaporthaceae
Exons: 4
Coding region: 1-1566 (521 amino acids)
Molecular function (GO): heme binding; monooxygenase activity; oxidoreductase activity, acting on paired donors, with incorporation or reduction of molecular oxygen
Source: RefSeq, a predicted model, not a curated record